Messenger RNA from Pyrus x bretschneideri (Chinese white pear), 2293 nucleotides. Its product is annotated as zinc finger CCCH domain-containing protein 15. The coding region runs from base 326 to 1324 and encodes 332 amino acids. Lineage: Eukaryota; Viridiplantae; Streptophyta; Magnoliopsida; Rosales; Rosaceae. Gene Ontology annotation, molecular function: mRNA binding; metal ion binding. The transcript is spliced from 4 exons. The record is from RefSeq and is a predicted model, not a curated record.
ACAAGGCUAAGCCGCCUCGAUUGAAAUGCUGAUGAGGCAUUCAGUUAAGCGCUUGUCCAAAACAGUUUCGAAUCUGUUUUGCUCCUCCCUUUCCCUCCAAAUCUCUCCUCCACCGCCACACCUAUAAAACCAGCCUCCGUACCCGAGCACCUCCAUUCGUCACUCUUCUCACUCCAACGGAGGAGAAGGAGAAGGAGGAGAAGAUCUUCUGUCGCUUCGGAAGAUUGCUUCAGAAAUUCACAACAAUACUCCUCUGUUAAAUUCCAGAGUAAAAUUGAAGAAAUCAAAGCGAAAUUUCGAGAAAAACGAAACAACAACAGCGCAGAUGCAAAACGACACCGCGUAUGGCGGCCACGCCACAUCUGCAAUGCCGCAAUCCCACACAGACGACGCCGUCUUCGCUUCACUCUACUCGGCCAUUUUCGAUCGCAAGGCUUCGACCAGUCAAUACGACGUCGAAUCGGACCACAGCUCGUCUUCAGCUCACCGCCAUCGCCAACUCUACAAUUCGCUCCUCGUUCAAGAUCAUCAGGAGAUGGUGAACCGCCACAGCCGCUGCCUCAAGCGCCUCCAAGAAACCUCCGAGGAAGCCGACGCUCUCCGCCGCGAGAACGUUCAUCUCCGCUCUCUCAAUCUCGAGCUCAACAAGCACCUCAGUCUGCUUAUCCACGCCUCCGUGCAGAAACAAUUCGGUUCCCCCUCCUCUGCUCAGACGACCGCGCCGUUUGGGAUCGUUAACGGGCUUCGCGACAUGACAAUUGAUGACAAGCGAGCAGAGCAGGACAUGUCCGACGAGAGCCCUAUGAGUGUGAUUGAGAGCGAAGGCGGCGAUGCCGAGAAUAUUGAUGUGGAGAGGUUUUCGCUGCCUAAGAGCAUAUCUGUGAGGUCUGAUGGAUACGUGAAGGCUGCUCCUCAAGGCGGUGCUAGCACUGCCGCUCGGACUCGGACCGCCUCUCGACCACGCGCCGCCACUACAUUCAAUGCUUCGCAAAAGGUGUUCGUUCCGAGAGGGGUGAAAGAGGAGGACCCACCGCUGGAAUUGGAGGUGUACAACCAAGGCAUGUUCAAGACAGAGCUGUGCAACAAGUGGCAGGAGGUUGGAGAGUGUCCUUACGGCGAUCACUGCCAGUUUGCACAUGGGAUUGAGGAGCUCCGCCCUGUGAUCCGCCACCCACGCUACAAGACCGAGGUCUGUAGGAUGGUGCUUUCGGGUGUUGUCUGCCCAUACGGUCACCGCUGCCAUUUCCGCCACGCCCUCACCGAGAAUGAGAAGAUGAUGGUUCCAAACAAGCCCAGGCAAAGGCAGUUCAAUCUGGACAGGUAAAAUAAAGGGGUAUUAUGAUGAUGGAGACAACAGUAAUAAGAUGAGAAGGAGAGCCAAAUGUUUAUGUUACAUAUGCCUCCUAUCGGAAGAUAUCGUAUAUAAAUGGUAUAUACCAGGUAUGAAGUAAGUAUAAAUACGGACAUAAAUACGUAAAAUAAAAAAUAAUUAGUGUCAUAUGCUACGGUAAAUUUGUUGAGGUAAAAUGUGGAAAGACUUCAUGGCCCGGAAGGUGGACAAAAUAUGAGCUCCUAUUUCAUUUUUGUAUAUGUUGAUUUGGGUUCUAACUAAAUUGAACAUCUGGAAGCAUCAUCAUAUAUACUUCAAUUUUAUAUAAAUCUACUUAAAACAAAAAUAUGAAACAAAAAAAAAGAAGAAAGUUUGUGGUUUCUGUUGGGCCGGCUCAGUGGGUCCAAUAUUGUACUGGGCCCGAAUAGUUUUUGGUUGAUUAGGGCUUCGUGACGCUCUCUGUGUCGUGUCUAUAAAAGGGAGUAGGCAAGCGUUGCGUCGCGUCCGUCGUCCGCUGAAGGAAGAAAUAUGACGUGAGAGAAGGGGGAAAGGGAGAAAGAGUUUGAGGAAGUUAUUGGACUUAGUUGCUCGGUGAGAAAACCUGAGGAUCUGGAGUUCUUCUUCUCCUACCGAUGCCACUAAGUCCCAUGAUUUCCUCUGCCUCCUCCUUUUCCCACCUUUUUUCUAAUUAAAUUAUUAUUUAUCAUUAUUUUAUGCGUUUUCAGAUGCGGGUAAAGUCGUCAGAUCCCUUACUCUCUCGUAUUCAAUUUCCUUUGUUUUUCCUUAAUUUUCUGUUUAUUGUUUAUAAUAUGUUGAUUCAAGAAAGUUGAUCUGUUUUAUUGCGUAGCAAAAAUUUAACUGAUGUCAACUAGCGGCUUAAUUUGGUUCGUGGAAUUGGUCCCUUGUUUGUAAAAGAAAUGGAUAAAUUUGAAAGAAAAAAAGGGCUCACAGAAACUUUGUAAA